CAUUGAAAACUAUCGAGGGGCGCCACUAUCGAUAUCGAUGGUUUGACACGCUGGGUCGGAAAUAUUUGAGAUAAACAAGAAAAAGAAAGACCAGCUCAGACUCCUCCUCGUAGUGCCCAAUUCCGUAUUAAAAGUGUAUGCAAUGGUUGACCUCACAGACGCCGGCUCUCCGUUCCAGCAAUCCAUUCCGAAUCUCGCCUUCUAUGUGCCGGCUGUUGUUGUGUUUACUCUAGCAGACGCGAACCGUUAAGCCAAGCCCCCAGCUCCACCCACAGCCACAGCAAAGAGUGUAGUGAAGCGAGCCCAUUAGCCGCAACAAGUGACUUUAAGCAAAGAAUGGCAGAGGAUCCACUGAAUCAGCAGGCAUUCGCCCAGGAUGUGGAGGCCGCGGCGGCAGCCGGUGGCCCCAACGGCUUCGCCGGCGCAGAACCAGGUCAUCCCGACUUCAAAAUGCCCAGUGCCGAUGAGAUCUGGAAGCUCGUCGAGAGCAUGGACGGCAUAUCGGAUGCAGAGCGCGAAGAGCUGCGCGAGAGCAUAUUCAACCCAAAGCCGCCAUCGCCGGAGGACUUUAUGCGCCAGUACGGACAGCCGGGCCACAGCUCUAGGGAAUAUAUGAUAUUCUUCGUGAUGUUGACCCUGAUUCUGUUCGUCUUUGCUCUCUUUGGCUACAAGCUGUACAAGUCGCUGACGGAAAAGGAGCUCAAGAAGCAGGAGAAGUUGAAGAGCAAGCAGCAGAAGAAGGCAAAGAAGUCAAACUAACCCCCUGGCCGCCCGGAAAUGCUGACAAACAUAUAGAUUCUCCCGGAAAUGUAUCCUUUUCCAUCUGUUAAUCAAUAUAAAGGCCUAAAGGCCCAAAGGCCCUGUAAAUGACAAAAAUUAUCGCGUACCAGUAAACGUAAUAAAUUAAUUAUACCACACAAUUUA
Messenger RNA from Drosophila pseudoobscura, 924 nucleotides. RefSeq lists its product as uncharacterized. Bases 337 to 759 code for a protein of 140 amino acids. The transcript is spliced from 3 exons. Lineage: Eukaryota; Metazoa; Arthropoda; Insecta; Diptera; Drosophilidae. The record is from RefSeq and is a predicted model, not a curated record.